Bradysia coprophila is the source of this 1300-nucleotide messenger RNA. RefSeq names its product protein Cryzl2-like. Lineage: Eukaryota; Metazoa; Arthropoda; Insecta; Diptera; Sciaridae. Gene Ontology annotation, cellular component: mitochondrion. The record is from RefSeq and is a predicted model, not a curated record. Gene Ontology annotation, molecular function: oxidoreductase activity.
GACUGUCAUGCGGUGUUUUUGUUUUGAUUUUGUGUUAAAUACUUUGGUUGCAUAAUGUUAUCAGCAGUCCGAUUACAAAUUAAACAAAUUGGCACCCAGUUCAGUCGAUAUCAAAAUUGUAAAACUCCUGUACGAUGGAGGUCCUAUCGUGCUGCUAUUUUGGAAGAGUUCGAUAAACCACUGGUGGUAGCUAAAGUAAAAAAUGAAACACCGCUCGGUAUGUCUAUGAUUCGGAUGAGUGUUGACUUCUGCAGCCUCAACCUAGCUGAUGUCAAUAAAUUAUCCAGUGCCAGUAGUAGCAAUGCCGACGAGACCCUUCUUCCAACGAUUCCCGGUUGUGAAUUUUCGGGAGAAGUGAUUGAAGUGGGUGACUUUGUUGAGGAGAACAUAAGGAAGGGUGAUAAGGUCGUGGCACUUCUAGCUCACGAUCAUCAGAUCGCUGGCGGACUAGCAGAGGAAGUCGUUGUACCGGAAGUGGAUUGCUUUAAUUGUGGUACUGUGUCGACAAAGGAUGCAGCAGUUUUGGUGAAAGCUCACGGGACAGCCUUCCUAGCCUUUACGAAACAUUGUGAACUGAAAGAGAAUGACAUCGUCAUCGUAUUGGCCGGUGCGGCUGGAAACGGGCUGGCUGCUAUUCAAAUUGCUAAAAAUGUUUUUAAAGCAAAAGUGUAUGUCAUCUGCGACACGGACGACACAGGCACAUUAAUACGAGCAGAAGGAGCCCACAAAGCCAUCAGUGUCAAGGAAGGUCUAGCGAAAGUUUAUAAAUUCUUCGACGAAGCGCUGAAGGGUAGAAAGGCCAAGGUCGUGUACGAUGCCGUGGGUGAUGGUUUAUUGUAUGUAGCAGCUGAUUUUGUGGAUCGUGAUAAUGGUAAGGUUUUGUCGGUUGACGCUGCAUACGAUCCGGCCAAAUUUCCGUCAACAAAGCCAAAGGAACAAUUCAGAAAGUCAAAGAAAAGUAAAGAACCAACCGAAGACGAGAAUGCGGAUUGGUUCGUUUCGAAAAUUGAGCACAUCGAUUUGCACAAACUUCAGGAGACUGACAAAGAGUCCUAUCGACAAACGGUAAUGGAUACAUUGGCAUUGUCCGAGGAGGAUCUAAUAACUCCGUACGUUAGCCGAACGUUCGGGUUGAAUGAUGUUAAUGAAGCAGUGAAAUUUGUACGGGAAAAGAAGUGCACCGGAAAAGUGUUGAUCGAUGUGAAAGAGCAAAAAAGUCACAAAGAUGACAAGAAGGACUAACCGAAUGUUGUAAAUGGAAAAAUGAAAGAAAUUAAAUGUCCGCCAUGCAAAUUUGAAA